AGUCCCGCUACGGUCAUAUUGCGACUUCACGUUCAACUAAGUUUUAAUUUGAACUUUUAUUAUUUAACAACCGAUCGCAGCGACACGAGUGGGUGCGUGUGGUCAGUGCUAGAUAGAGAUUGAGAAGGAAUCUUCGCCAGAAUGCUAGUCAUAAACACUUGCAGAGCUGCCUCCAGAUUGGCCCUCCGCAGCCUCAACCUGCGAUCCCCGAUCGCAACGCGCACUUUCUCGGCGGGAUUGGCCCUGAAAACGAAAGAUGUUGUUAACAUAACCUUCGUGCGUGCCAACGGGGACAAGAUUAAGACGUCGGGAAAAGUGGGCGACUCGCUGCUGGACGUGGUGGUCAAUAACAGUGUUGAUUUGGAUGGCUUUGGCGCCUGCGAGGGCACCCUAACCUGCUCCACCUGCCACCUGAUCUUCAAGACCAGCGAUUUCGAAAAACUGCCCGACAAACCCGGUGAUGAGGAGCUGGACAUGCUGGAUCUGGCCUACGAACUGACGGACACCUCGCGCUUGGGCUGCCAAAUCAUCUUGUCCAAGGACAUGGAGGGCCUGGAGGUCCAUGUGCCCUCCACCAUCAAUGACGCCCGUGCCGCGUAGACAGACGCCACCCACUGUUAUCAAUUGUUGCAAUUUUGAGUGCUAAUAUGCUUUAGUUCAACCUAGAUGUAGUCAAUAUUUUUUGAACGAAAUCGUAUGUUCUGUCCCAGGGACACGAAGCUCAGGCGGCUAUUAUAGAUGCGUGCAUAAGUCCGGAUAAAUUCCAGUUGCGGAUUUGCGCACGCUGUUGUUUUUUAAAGUGUUUAAGCUCAAUGGGAUUAGAUCGAUAUGUAAAUAUGUGUUCCCAAUAAAUUUACAUGUACUUUCGUA
This is a messenger RNA of Drosophila suzukii, 870 nucleotides long. It is a transcript of the gene Fdx2, whose product is annotated as Ferredoxin 2. Gene Ontology annotation, molecular function: 2 iron, 2 sulfur cluster binding. Gene Ontology annotation, biological process: P450-containing electron transport chain. Lineage: Eukaryota; Metazoa; Arthropoda; Insecta; Diptera; Drosophilidae. The record is from RefSeq and is a predicted model, not a curated record.